UGAGACGCUGCACGAGGUUCAAAAAUGGCGGAAUUCGAAAGCCCAAAGAAGAAGAAAACACCAAAGAAAACGAAGGAAGAGAGCGAGAAUCUGUCAGAAUCUAUACAAAAGCACCCAAAAGAGAAAUCCCCAGGUUUAAAGCGGAAGUCUCAAAGUUCGUCCGACGAUGAAGACGCGGCCAAAAARCCUAAAAAUGUCGCUUCCAAAGUCACUAAUGGCCAACUUGAUGCUUCCUCUUCUAACUCAAAAUGGACCCUUCAAGAAGAAGAAGACCUUUUUGAUAAAGUUGAAGAAUAUCUGAUGACCAGGGAGGAGGCUGAGGGAACUAAAAAACCUAUAUWUAUCAAACAUAUAGAUUGGAGUAAAAUUGAUUGUGGCGAUCRUACUUCUGAAGAAGCACAACAUAGGUUCUUGACCAUUUCAAAUCGUGUUCGAAAGAUGCGAACAGCAAGCGAGGUCUUAAWAGAUAUGAAACAAGUUCAUAAGAAGACAACAGUUACGUCCGCGAAGMAGAAGGAUGUCGAUCCAGAAUUACCCAAGAAGCCUAAUACGCCAUAUAUCAAGUUUGUUAUGGCAAAGAUACAUGGGAUACAAGGGAGACAUCCUGAAAUGAAGCACCUUGACAUAACGCGAAAACUUGGAACCAAGUGGAACAAUCUGUCUGAAGAAAAGAAGAAGAAAUACUUAGACAAAUAUCACGAAGAAAUGGAGAGUUAUACACUUCAACUCGUUGACCACCUGAAAAGCCAUAACCCAGAAAUUAGCCCUCCAAAGAUGAAGUUCGAGCUGUGGGCUGAAGAAGAGGAAAAGAAGAUAAAAGAAGAAAGACCUGAUAUAUCUGAGAAAAAACUAGCAAAGAAACUGAAACGACGAUGGGAGAAUCUGGAUGAAGAAGAAAAAGCAAAAUGGGAGGAAAAGGAGAAAAAGGAACUGAAAAGGUUUAGGGGCAGAAUAGCAAGAGUUAAAAAACGAAAACAGAAGUCAGAACUUAAACUAGAAAGUUCUUCUGAAGGAAAAUCAGAUAAUUAAGUCAUGUUUUCAUUGCUAGCACUGAUUAAAAACAACAGCUGCAAAAGGUAAGUUGGGCAAUAUACUGCUGUUAAUCAGAGUGUUUAAAGGUACCAAAUGACUUGUUUGAUGUUAGCCUGUGUGGUCAGGCUCUUCACUUGCUUUUCCCAGAAAAGUGAGCGAAGAGCCUGACCACACAGGCUAGUUUGAUGUAUAGUAGUCUAAUGCCUGAUUUCCCUUUGCGACUGGUGUCUCCAUCAGUGUGUAGCAAUGAAAAUAGUUGUAUGGUUGGCCAGACAUAUAUUUAUGUACAUCUCAUUAGUAUAACAUGACAAAAGUGUUCUGUAUCACUUCAAGCCUGUUGGACUGAUUUUGGAAUGGGGUGGUGAGGUUGAUGCAAAAUGAAGAGGCUUGUCAAAACAUUGGGGGUGGGGGGAGGAGGGGAGUAGGGAUUGCAUUCACACCCUAUGCCCUCAGCCUAUGGUCCUGCAGUUUUAUGCCAAGAUCUGAUUUAAUCAGAACUCUUGCAAUUGAGAAGUAACAUAUAUGUUUUUGUGCUUCACUAUUUCCGUGAAAUGGCUUCCACCAGGACUAUAUAGUGCUUUUCUUAACAAUCACAGCCAGAUUUUAAUGUUCCAUGGAUGCACCCAAAAACUGUAUCUUAUAGUGUGCUUGGUGUCACUCUAAAUUCCAAAGAAAUGAAAAAAUGUUUUGCAAAUAAUUCUCCUCAUUUAGCCAUACUCUUAUAAUUAUUUUAAUUCAAUGGGAUCUAAUAUGUAUCACCUUGUAAUCCCUAUUGUAUAUCCCAUACAGAUGGCCGCAAAUUUACUAGCAAUUUUAUUUUAUAGACCAAAUUCAAAACUCGCACUGAUGUGAGGCUUAAGUUGUGAACAAAGGAAUCUGGCGUGAUUCGUGACUUUUGAAUCACGCCAGAUUACUUUGAGUCACGCCAGAUCCCUUGCGAGUUUUGAAUUUGGUCUAUAGUGUUUAGUAAAAACGACUCAAACACUUCUUACUGUGAACUUAGUAGUGAUAUUUUAAUAAAAAUAUCUUAUUAAUAUAAA
Actinia tenebrosa (Australian red waratah sea anemone) is the source of this 2072-nucleotide messenger RNA. Its product is annotated as nucleolar transcription factor 1-A. The record is from RefSeq and is a predicted model, not a curated record. NCBI's taxonomy places the organism in Eukaryota, Metazoa, Cnidaria, Anthozoa, Actiniaria, Actiniidae.